UUAAAAAAGGGAGUGGUUUCCAGUCUGCAAAAUUGCAUAAUUUAUUGUUGUAAGUGCAAGACUGAAGUGGUGAGAUCCAAUAAAACAGUAAACAUGGAUGAGCAGGACCCUGGCUUACUGACGGAAUGGGUAGACAGUGUCAAAGAGAAUUUAUCUGUGAUGAAGAAACAUCUCCAGCAGUUUCAUGCAAAUGAACACGCUUUGAUGACAUCACUUUCUCAUGCAUUACAGAGCUCAUGGAAUGCUCUCAGCAAACUCACAUACAAUUACAAAGCGAUGAAUGACUCUAGUGACUUAGAAUUGGGUGACGAGUGGGCCCAAGUUGCAUUGGAUUUAUCGUGGGAGCAGUUGAACACGGGACACUGGAAAGACGUUGGUCGUGUGUGGAGGGAAGCGUAUACUACCGCUGCUCUGAUGAAGGCACUCGGUUUGGUGAUGAAAGGCCAGACCCAAGAGGCGUUGGAGGUGACUGACAAAGGGAUAUUACUUGGAGCACCUAUCCUUGAUGGUGCAUUGCAUAGUCUUGCAAGUGUUUUAGUGAAAACAGUCAACUUGGCAAACCAUACUACGAUUGUUACAGCUGAUCAUGAUUUAACUUCUGUUUCCCUUUACCCUGAUGCGGAUCCUCCUGUAGAAAAGAAACCAAAGGUUGUUUUUAGAAGCUAUAUGCCAAUUCAACCAUUAUCUAUAAUAGCGGCAAAAACUGUCGAUAAUAACGGCGAAGACUCGUUCCCUGACAAGUGUAAAGCAUCAGACGUUCCUCUGAUUGACCCAUCGAGGAGAAUCUCUGUGAGGCACUGUCCUUCACUGGACGAGUUCAUGGAGCAGUAUAUGAAGAGUAGGGUUCCCGUGGUGAUCUCUGGAGCCAUGGACCACUGGCCUGCUUAUGCAGUCAAAAAAUGGAGUUUGGGUUACUUGAAGAAAGUAGCUGGCCCUCGUACAGUACCUAUUGAGUUGGGGUCAAAGUACACAGAUGAAGAGUGGUCACAGGAGCUAAUGACUCUCUCAGAAUUCAUUGACAGGUUUGUAACUCAGCAUCCUAUUAAUGGACCUAAAGGAUACCUAGCACAACAUCAGCUGUUUGAUCAGAUUCCAGAACUCAAGGAUGAUAUCUCCAUUCCUGACUACUGUUGCUUGAGAUACACUGAUUGUGUUGAAUCUGGAAAAUCACCUGCCAGCAAAGAUACCGCAAUAUCAUGUGAUUCACUGUGCACAACCCCCACACUGUCUAACAAUGCACCAACUAAUACUGAAGAGAUAGACAUCAAAGUGAAUGCCUGGUUUGGACCUAAGGGGACUAUUUCUCCACUUCAUUUUGACCCUGAACACAACCUCUUAUCUCAGGUGGUUGGUCGUAAGUACGUAAGGCUCUACAGUGAGAGUGAGACCCAAUACCUAUACCCACAUCAAGGAAUUCUCUCCAACACAAGUCAGGUGGAUAUUGAGAAGCCAGAUAUGGACAAGUUUUCCCUGUUCUCCAACGCCAAUUUUACUGAGUUUACCCUGCAUCCUGGUCAGAUGCUAUACAUCCCUCCUCGAUGCUGGCACUAUGUGCGCUCACUGGACAUCAGUUUCUCAGUGAGCUUCUGGUGGAGUUAAUUAUGCAGUCUUCAGAACCUGAACUGCAUUCGUGUAUGUGCAUGACAUUGUAUAUCGAUCAUAGUGUGUGUACGUAUAUACUCAAUCACGUUCAUUCUCUGUGUAGUGUGUCAUUCUCUGUGUAGCCUGGGUCAGUGUCAGUAAUAUAAUAUUUCUAGGGCCUCCGGUUAAUCAGGCAUUAAUUUUAUUCAUUACCAACAUUUAAUGUAGAUGAUGUAGUGUUAAUGAGAUUCAUAACCAUUAUUUAUUACUUUCAAUUGG
Messenger RNA from Halichondria panicea, 1860 nucleotides. RefSeq names its product lysine-specific demethylase 8-like. Bases 94 to 1599 code for a protein of 501 amino acids. Lineage: Eukaryota; Metazoa; Porifera; Demospongiae; Suberitida; Halichondriidae. Gene Ontology annotation, molecular function: histone H3K36 demethylase activity. The record is from RefSeq and is a predicted model, not a curated record. Gene Ontology annotation, cellular component: nucleus. The transcript has 6 exons.